Molecule: messenger RNA, 959 nt
Organism: Trichoplusia ni (cabbage looper)
Lineage: Eukaryota; Metazoa; Arthropoda; Insecta; Lepidoptera; Noctuidae
Product: leucine-rich repeat extensin-like protein 6
Exons: 2
Coding region: 26-352 (108 amino acids)
Source: RefSeq, a predicted model, not a curated record
UUGCAGUCAGUUCCGUUGUAUAAUCAUGUCAGUUAAUAGGUAUUUUUCUGAAUAUACUUGUAUUGUCUCAGCGCAAUCGCCACUAGCCCCAGCAUCGUUCUCGCCCGCGGCCGUGUCACCGGAGCCGCCGCCCGCGCCGCCCCCGCCGAUGGCUCCUCCCGCCCCCCCAGCGCCCGCACACGCCGCGCCUCCUGCGCCUCACACGAUGAUGAGUUGGGAAGUUGAGGAGUGUGAUGCUGAGAGUAUGUCGAGUGCGCGUGUGCAGGGAGACGAGGAUAUGAUGGGGGAGGCGUGGAGCGGCAGCGUGCGGCGGCCGCCGCGCUCACCGAGUCCGCUGCUGCCCGCUAUCUGAGCCCGCUCGCCUGAGUCGCACGCGCCGUACGUGCCGUACGUGCCGCACACGCCGCACGCGACGCACGCGUCGGACGCGCAGCGCUCACCGCACCCGCCGCCGGCCCGCGCCCUCAUGCCCGACAUAUCCUACAUAUGGCCGUAGUAGGCGUCCAUUACGUAAUGCUGUAAAUAUACCUAAAUACAUUAAAUUCAUCACAUUGUACAUAAAAAGUUCUAUCUGUGUCAGUAGUCGUGAAGUUCUAACAUUAUUGAUGUAUAGAAAGGGUACUAAUACAUAUUACGACAGGAUAUUCUAUAAGAUACUUUUAAAUAUACUUGUUAGAUUGUGGUACGUUGUGAAAAUACUAAAUAAAUUAACUGGAACACUUAAUGUUAGGUUUUGAAUGUACAUUGUGGUAAUUUCAAUUUCACUCUAUAGUGUAAGUCUAUCUAGAAAGCUCAAUUCUAAAUAAAUGAGAUAGUAGAAAGUAUACUUCUGAAGGCGCACCUGCAUACUUAUACUCUGUAGUGUCCCUAUCACGAUGUGCGUAAAAACAAAAUAAUAUAUUUUUGUGGAGAUAAUUAGAAAAAAUAAAUUCCUGUUGAUGGAACACCAAGUAGAUAGG